AUGGGGUGGAAGGACUCUGUGUUAGAAUCUCGGGACGGACGGUCGGAGAUGGAGUUGAAGGGCUCUGUGUUAGAAUCUCAGGACAGAUGGUCGGAGAUGGAGUUGAAGGGCUCUGUGUUAGAAUCUCGCGACGGAUGGUCGGAGAUGGGGUGGAAGGACUCUGUAUUAGAAUCUCGCGACACGUGGUCGGAGAUUAGGUGGAAGGACUCUCGCGCUCGCGACAGAUGGUCCAAUAUGGCGGGAGAGGUGGCUUUAGAGAUCGGUGACGAAGAAAAACCUACAGGUUUGAUGGAACAGUUGCGUAUUCACUAUAAAUACAAAGGCAGAAAGACGGACAAACGUCACAAGAGGGCCGCCCAGAACGCCAUCCGAUGGCUGGUAGCGUUCCAGACGCCGACUCAACUAUACAUGCUUCACCGUUAUCUCAUACCUUAUUUGUUAGAUGACUAUGACGAUUGGACUCAGUACUACUUUAAAGUUCUGGUGACAUACGGAGCCGUGCUCAUCAUUACCAACUAUUUGUUUACUAUAUUCUACGACACCAGACUUCUGAAAACCAAAGACCGCCCAGAUUUACCGGGGAUGAACGACCGCUGGAAAAAUCCGCCCGAUCAUUUUGUGUCAAUACAUACGGCCGACCAAAAUGGAUCUGCUGUUCCAACGCAGCAACGGCACGUGGAUAGUUCUGGAUUUGAGUGGAAAUAUUGUGAGAUUUGUGAAAUGAACCAGCCCCCACGCACCCAUCAUUGUUACAUAUGUGAAGCAUGUAUAUUGAAGCGGGAUCACCAUUGUUUUGUGGUAGGGACCUGUAUUGGUUUUAAGAAUCAGAGAUACUUUGUGGUGUUGACAUUUUACGCAGUAAUAUUUGGAAUCUUUGGCGGGUAUCUUCAGUUCAAAUAUCUACAACAGAUUUACUAUCCGCAAAGUUACGCGUGGACCGAUUUUAUACCAAUUGUAACUGUCUAUCGCUGGUUGUUCGGGACUGUAGAUGGACUGUCCCUACACAUCUGUAUCAUGAUCAUUCACGUAUACUUAGAAAUAAUUUACGGAAUUUUCGGUGUCAUCUAUUUCAAUUCACAAAUAACGAUAAUUCCUCAAGGAAAAACUUUACAUGAACUUGCGAAAUUUAUACCUAUUCGAAAUUUAAAUAGUUUUAAUCGCAACUUUCGGUCAGUGUUUGGCGAUUUCUGGAUUCUGAACUUUCUUUUUCCAAUGCAGCUGAUAUUUCCACAAACAGACGACGGUCGAACAUGGGAAGGCAUCAAACUUGAUCAAAAUGCAAAUUUGCAGGAGAAAAUCAACUAA
This is a messenger RNA of Ylistrum balloti, 1305 nucleotides long. RefSeq lists its product as uncharacterized. Gene Ontology annotation, biological process: peptidyl-L-cysteine S-palmitoylation; protein targeting to membrane. Bases 1 to 1305 code for a protein of 434 amino acids. Lineage: Eukaryota; Metazoa; Mollusca; Bivalvia; Pectinida; Pectinidae. The transcript has 2 exons. Gene Ontology annotation, molecular function: protein-cysteine S-palmitoyltransferase activity. The record is from RefSeq and is a predicted model, not a curated record. Gene Ontology annotation, cellular component: endoplasmic reticulum; Golgi apparatus.